AUGUUGGAUUAUUUCGACUUCGACAUGCAGCUCUCCGCAGGAUCGUCUGCGGACAGCGAUGCAGAGUACAAAUUCCUUCCGCAGACUCCGGUCCGCACACCUACGGAGACCCCCGUGUCGGGCAAUACUCCCAACGAACUAAGCGUCUCUGUCUCGCGUACUUUCCAUCCGUACACUUCCUUCAACAACCGUGCCCCGGACAUCGUGUUCAUUUCACGAGAUGAUGUCUUCUUCUACGUGCAUUGCUCCAAGGUCCUGGCCGCAUCCGAUAACGGCUUCGCGAUGCUCCUCCCAACGGCGUUCGAAAUAGACGGGCACCUUCCCGCCGUAGCGACGCCCGAACCCGCUAACGUGCUCGGCAUCAUCCUGCACAUCGUCUAUGGGCUGUCUGUCUCUGGGUCCGGGCCCUCGCUCGAGACGAUCUCCGCGACGCUCGACGUGCUCCCACAGUAUGGCUUCUCGUCGAAGCAACAUGCCCGCGCGGGUAUGCCGCUCUGUAACCUCCUCGCCGCCUGUGCGCCGCUCCGCCCAAUCGACACAUACGCGCUUGCCGCGAAGCACGACCUCCUCGACGCCGCGAUCGCUGCGUCCGCGCAUCUCCUCGCCUUCCCGCUCGCGUCGCUCACGGAUGAGCUCGCCACGCGUGUUGGUUCGUUAUACCUCAAGAGACUGUUUUUCCUCCACAUCGGUCGCAUCGAGGCCCUGAAGCAUCUGCUAUCGCACCUACCUAGUCACCAUCCGGAUACCGCUGAGUGCUCGGAUGUCCAGCAGAGGUGUUUGGCGCGUGCGUGGGCGUUGGGUGUUGCCCAUAUCAUGUGGGAUGCCGGGCCUAAUAUAUCCACACAAUUAUUGCAAGCCACAUUCCUCCCUCUGCUGGAAGACUUGACGUGCUCAAAGUGUAAUGCUGCCCUCCGCGAUAGGGUAGCAAGUCUGGUUGUUGACUGGGCGUCGGUGAAGAGGACCAUUUAA
Messenger RNA from Rhodofomes roseus, 969 nucleotides. RefSeq lists its product as uncharacterized. The transcript is spliced from 4 exons. The record is from RefSeq and is a predicted model, not a curated record. The coding region runs from base 1 to 969 and encodes 322 amino acids. Lineage: Eukaryota; Fungi; Basidiomycota; Agaricomycetes; Polyporales; Fomitopsidaceae.